CUGUGAAGGUUGAACCUUGGGAGUGUGGAGGCUGGAGUCAGCUGGUGGAGCGGGCCAUGUACUCAUCACACCAGUCCACUCCAGUCCACACCCAGGCUGACGGCUGAGCGUCAGCUCCUUGGCUCCCAUCGCUGUCUGUGAUGGAUCAGGAUGAUGCAGAGUCACAGAGGAAGAUGCUGGACAGGUCGGGCCUUCCUGUCGGGGAGGAGGACCUGGCGGUGCCACUGAUGGGGAAGGACCUGGAGGUGAAGGUGGUGUCCCCCAAGCCUCCUCCUGCCGCCUGCCAAUCUACUCCGCCCUCUGCCAAGGACCGAUGGUACGGGUGGGUGGUGGUGGCGGCCACCUUCGUCAUCAACGUGAUCGUUGCCGGGUACGUCAAGAGCUUCGGGCUCUUCUACCUGCCCAUCGUGCAGCAGUUCCCCAACACCUCCGUAGCCACCGGGGGCUUGAUAGUGGGCCUUCUGACGGGAUGUCGGGGGCUGCUUGCACCUGCGAUGGGGUUGCUGAUGGUGUGGCUCGGUCCUCGGGUGUGCAGCGUGUGUGGUGGUAUGCUGACCGCCCUGGGCUUCCUGCUGGCCCUCCCCGCCACCUCCGUCCUCCACCUGGCCAUCACUCUGGGGGCUCUAGUAGGCGUUGGAUUAAGCAUGAGCGAGACUCCUGGUUUCAUCAUGAUCUCCGAGUACUUCGAUGAGCGACGCUCCACCGCCAAUGGCUUUCGUGCAGCUGGGAACCCCUUCGGAGGCGCGGUGUUUCCGUUCAUCGUGGUCUUCCUGUCCCGAGAGUUACCGCUCAAGGGGAUCAUCCUCAUCCUCUCUGGCAUAAUGCUGCAAAUAUGCGUCCUGGGCAUGUUGCUAAGACCCUUUCCCAUCCACCAGAAAAUCAUAGAGCAGGAAUACUUUAAAAACAUCGCCUCUAAUUCUCACACAAACCAAAUUAAACAGCCCAGUCAACCGAUAUCCCCGAUCGAAGAAGAUAACUCACCAAAACAGAAGAAGGCGGUACAGCUAUCGGUCCUGAAGAAUCCAGUCUACCUUGUUUACAUCGUGAUGAUCGUCUGCACGAACGCCGGCCUGGCCAACACUAUGUUUUACCUCAUACUGUACAGUGCGUCCAUCGACCUCACUCAGACGCAGAUUUCCUUCAUCGUCGGGUUUAUCUCCAUCUUGGACGUGUUCGGGAGGAUGAUGAUCGGCUGGAUCAGUGACACCAACUGUGUGAAGAGGAGAUACAUCUUUAUACUCGGGCACGUUGUGGCUGGAUUGUCGACGCUGAUGGUGCCGGUGACCAGGAGCUUUUGGACGCUGCUACCAGUGGUGUGUGUGCACGCGAUGGGUGUGGCCGCCUUCUGGGCCCUCAUCAACACCCUCCUGGCUGACCAGUUCGGCGAGGAGUCCUUACACACCACCUGGGGGUUCUUCAGGAUGGUCCAAGGAAUUACCAGCUUCGCUUAUCCUUCGUUGUUGGGUUUGGUGUCUGACAUGAGUGGGUGGAUGGGGGCGCCCUUCCUCCUCAUCGGCUCCAUGUACCUGCUGGGAGGUCUGGUUUUCGCCCUCCAGCCCAUCGUCAUCAAAGUCUCAGGUAUCAAGGUCCCGCUGACGUGAUGCUCCAGCACCAUCCACAAGAGACUGUGACCUUACCAGCUGGGAACUCGACAUAACACACACCAGCGGACAACAACUGUUCCAGGUGGAAUGCGAGAAGCGGAGAUUGAAAACACGCCAAAACAUUUGGCGUGACAGAUCAGCAAAACGGAUGAAAGUCCUCCUCAGUGGACGAAAAACUGGCUGCGUCAAACACAAUUUAAUUAUUAUAAGAUAUGACAAAAUCAUUGGAAAUUACGAGAGAAGUUGGGCCAGUUUCUAACCUGUAAAGAGGGGAACCCAGGAGCUAAGUUCCCCUUGCCGGUAACCACACGCUACUUGGUGGCUCCCUAAAAACUUUGGAAGAAUAAUGUGUACACAAGUUUAGCCAAGAAAGUCUCAAAACUCAUAGAAGCUUGAAAUAUUGUGAUAAUUAAUUGCUGAAUAUAAACUAAUGGUUAUGUUGCUCAAUAUGACAUCAUUUGAAAACAAUUUGCUUAAUUACAUGCUUGAUUAUACUGGCUACAAGCAAACGGAUGUGUUCAGACAACUACAUAGCUGUUACGGGAGGAGCUACGCAGACUGAGAAGCGAGCUCAACAUCUGGUUCCUGGAUGAUGGCACUCUGGCAGGCACACGUCACUACGAGAGAACCUUCAGCCACUGAAAUCUAAGAAAAAGGAGUUGGAAUUCGCUCUUAAUCCAUUACAGUUGGAAAUCGUUGCAUCUAACCUAUCAAUCACAGAUGCGGUAAAAUCCGCUUUACCAAGCACCUCAAUUAUCACUCCCGCCAACAAAGGAAAUCUUUGGGUUGAAUGUCAGUGCUGUAAUCUUCAAAGAAAAGCGGAACGAUUUGAGAAGGACGAUUGAAAGAACUGUGGAUGCCCAUGAUGCUUCGUAGCACUCACUAGGUGCCAGAUCUUACCCAGGCUUACUGCUUUCCUAAGGCAUGCACUCUCCUUCGACUGACCAAAAUUCAAAAGUGUUACUUAAUACUGAACUAUGUCUAUCACUGAAACUAUCAGAAAAUGUCACCCCUACUUUCAAAAAGGGCAGAAAGAGCUCAGUAGAUGGUUACCGUCCGAUUAGCCUAACCCCACAUAUCUACGAGCUCAUGGAGAGAAUCCUAAGGGAGGGAAUCAUUCACCAUCUCACUGUGUACAGUGAAGUCAAAUCAACGCAACAUGGUUUUGUUAAAAAUAAAUCCUGCCUUACAAACAUGCUCACAUUUUUUUAAACGUUAACAAACUAGUCAAAUGAGUUCCAGUAGUCAAAAUAUAAAUGGACUUCUCUAAAGCUUUUGAUAAGGUACCACAUGAGAGACUGACAAGGACACUGCAUGCACGUGAAGUAAAUGAUAGAAUGCCAGAAUUCAUAAAAAAAUGGUUAAACAAAGAAAGCUAAGGGUAGCCCCUAAUUGUUUACGAUACAAAUAUUGGAAUCAAUGGGAAAGUUCGUUUAGGUCAUUUAUUAUCCAUCCUAUGAGUGGUAGUGAAAAGGUUGCAGAGGCACAUAAUGGGCUCAGGGACUGAGGCCCAAAAUUCAUUAAGCAAGAUACAGUCUUGAUUAGCUAUCUACAUAGUUUAUUGUAUAUAUCAACAAUCAUUUAUAGCAUAAUGGGUUCAAGAACUGAACUCCAACAAUUUGCUGGUACACCACAGAGCCAUCCAGUGGAAGGUUUACAAUCUUGUGCAUGCAGUACCCACAGUAAACAAACUAUCUGGGAUAUUUGGCUAAGAUUUCUGGUAGUAUAUAAUAUUAAAUUAACUACCAACACAUAUUUUGAACAUUUGAAAUAAAAUUAUCUCAAAA
Messenger RNA from Procambarus clarkii (red swamp crayfish), 3391 nucleotides. RefSeq names its product monocarboxylate transporter 12. Gene Ontology annotation, molecular function: monocarboxylic acid transmembrane transporter activity. Gene Ontology annotation, biological process: transmembrane transport. Gene Ontology annotation, cellular component: membrane. Lineage: Eukaryota; Metazoa; Arthropoda; Malacostraca; Decapoda; Cambaridae. The record is from RefSeq and is a predicted model, not a curated record.